AUGGCAUUGGCAUUGCUUCCACCUUACCACUCGAACUACCCUCUACAACAUCCUCUACCCUCGCCAACGGUACUGCUGGCUUCAGCGGCAAUGGAGCAGGCCAAUAAGUUCAGGCCAUCGCUACCUUCAAUUUCCAGUCUCAUCGAGGCAGUUACGGAGCAGUCUGAAAAAGGAAACACAUCUUCUCCAACAUUCGGGGCUCCGCGAAGGAUAUCUGGAGGUUCACAUGGACAGGGAAUCAGCCCGGAAAGACCACAACUAUCAGGAAGCCCCCGAAGUCUUCCCCCACCGACACCAGAAUUACCGCCGCCGUCGAGAUUCGACUUGCCCCGACCCUCUCCCAUCAACACUUCGCCGAGCUCAGGCCCCAACCGAAGCAGUUAUCAUCAAAGCACGAAUCCUGAGUUGUACGCUCAACGGCCAUCAGCUUGUCCCCCGGUGACGGAAGCAGCCACGACAUAUCCUUCGUCAACUGACUCGAGAGCAUGGCCACCUUCGCAUCUUCCAAGGCUUGCCCCGGACGCUGUGCAGUCAGACCAGCCGCCCAAAGCUCUAGCAGUGCCUUCAAUCGAGGCACGUCCAGCAGAGGUACCAGCAUACAAUGGACUUUCUCAGCAACGGCCUCUGCCGACAGAUUUCCCGGGCCCCAUUCCUAACAUUGGGGUGGCAACCAUCGACCAUACGGCGGGGCCACCGUGGCAGCUUCCUCAGUACUAUCCCCCCGUCCACAACUCAUAUCCUCACAGCCACGAGCGCGACAUCACGGAGAGGUUCAAAGGCAUCCCGAUCUCAGGCUGGUACAGAGAACACCCAGUCUUGGAGAAAAGGCUUGGGCCAGCAGAAGCAUAG
This is a messenger RNA of Fonsecaea pedrosoi CBS 271.37, 849 nucleotides long. RefSeq lists its product as uncharacterized. The coding region runs from base 1 to 849 and encodes 282 amino acids. The transcript has 3 exons. The record is from RefSeq and is a predicted model, not a curated record. NCBI's taxonomy places the organism in Eukaryota, Fungi, Ascomycota, Eurotiomycetes, Chaetothyriales, Herpotrichiellaceae.